Owenia fusiformis is the source of this 1967-nucleotide messenger RNA. The record is from the annotation of a GenBank genome assembly. Lineage: Eukaryota; Metazoa; Annelida; Polychaeta; Sabellida; Oweniidae.
UAUAAACAUUUAAUGUUGAAUAUUGAAGCAGGACUGUGCAAUAUCAAUAUCAUUUACAAUAUUAUUACUAAAGAACAGAAAACACAUUUGCCAAUACACUAAAUAUAUAUAAUAUAAACACAGCAUGUGUUGAAUAUGUAGAAGGAGUACAUGUCUGUAAGAAUUGGACCUAUACUUAGUAUCUGUUACGUGCUAGAUUACCUUCAUGAUGAAAAACAUGGCAAGACAAAAACCUACCAUAAAGAUGGCAGCAGUGUGCCUAUUGGGUUUGAUUCUUAUAAUAGCAUGGAUGUUACGUGGGCCAAAUCAGAAUCAAAUAUUGAAAUCCAAAUUAGAUGUUUUCAUAAAUCAUAAAAUAAACAAGAAGAAAAUAAACAGCAAAGGGGAGUAUCUGCCGUUCUAUGGAUACACUAUAAUUGCAAAAUGUAGAGAGAAUCAAGGAUUGGAAAAACUUAAAGAUUUCAUCCAGACAUCAUCAUUGAGAAUGUAUUUUUCACCGUUACCUGUAUCUUCAUAUCAUAUGACCAUUUAUGAUGUUUGGUCAGUAUCAAAACGCCCUGUUAUUGCACCUGUUCAAAAAUGGAUGGACGAACAUGGCAUCACCAAAAUCGACAAUUCUAAACUUCUACCACCAGAUGCAAUGCGAGAAACGCUACAACGUGCUCAGAAAUUAGCCCAAGAGAUGCUACCAAAGUCAAUAAAGGUCAGGCCCAAGAUGGAUCCUUAUGGAAGACCAAUACGCAUACUUGAGAGCAUGCUCGUUGAAAUAAUGGAAGAAAAAGAUCAGAAAAUGGUAGAUAAAUUUCGUGAUACGUGUUCAGAGAUUUUUGGCCAUAAAGAUGAGCGUUUAAUUGGUAGACUUCACAUUACUUUAGUCUAUCAGUAUAGAAAAGUUCCUCCACAAGAAAUAGAUGCCAUAAGCAAUGAUUUACAGAAACUUGAGGAUCUUGCAAUGAAACUCUUCCCUAUUGAACUGGAUCAAGGUGACCUUGUCACAUUCAAUGAUAUGACAGAGUUUACAACAUAUAGACUUUAGACACAUUCCGAAACAAGACAAACAGAAGACUUAAUAAGUAAACAAAUACAUUACAAUAUAUUAGAAAUACAGAAUAGCAAAUCCAACAAUUUCCCUUUUAUUAAGUGACAAAUACGUAUUCCUGUUAUAUAUAAUAGAUAUCUGAGGUAGGCGGGAGAUAUAUAUAUCACCCGCUCAACAAUUCCCAGUAAUUUCGUUUUAUAGAUGUGGAAUUUUAAAAAACGAUAAAUGUUAAGAACUUUACAUUGAGAUUUAAGAUAUUCAUGUUUUGAUUGUAGUUUGUAAAUAGAGGUUAUUUAAUGGGAGGGAUGGAAUAUGAAUUCUAUUCCGAGGGAAAAUAGUGUCAAUAUGAUAUUUUCCGAGGCCAAUAUCAUUUUCUCAAGGAAAAAAUUCAUAUUCCAUCACGACCAUCAAAAACCUAUUUAUUUUAUAAUAAUUUUCUAAAACUUAUUUAUUUCUAAUUUUUGUAUGUCAUCAUAAAGGACAUUGAUUACCACAAACUCAUCAACAACUAUUUAUUUUAUUAUUAUUUCACUAUAGAUUGAACCAGAUAGAAAAGUAAAUUUCAGAUGCAUUUUGUCAACAAACACCGGUACCUGCUUCAUGUGAUACAGUAGCUGUACAAUGUUAUAGCACAUGUAAAACUAACAAUACAGCAAAGCUAACUUUCUUUCAAUUAUGUUGUAUUCAUUUUCUAAUCAUUUGAAUGAUGAAAAUUGCAGUUACUGUUUUUUUUGUAAAUGUUGACAAUUAAUACUUGUAUAUCUCUGGGGCUUUGUAAACUAAUUCAAUAAAUAAUACAAAUAACAAUCAUUUUGAACUUUUCAUGAUCAAAAUAACGAGGCAGUUGAAGUGUCUCUCUAGGCAAAUAAAACAACCCAUGGCCACUGUACUCACACCACAGUAUACUGUAGAAGGAUAUAUGAACCUG